UGCUGCCUCCGCCCGUGGGCUUCCACCCAGCGGCCUCGAGGCUCCUCUCUCCUGCUCGCCCGGCUCUGGGCAGCCUCGUUCCUCCCUCCCACCUUCCAGGCCCCGGGAUGGCGGCGGCGAUGCUCUCCAGCACAGGUUCGGCCCCCCCGGCCGGGUCCGGUGGUGGUGGUGGCGGCGACGGUGACGGCGGUGGCGGCUGUAGAGGGUCCCCGCCGGGGGACUGGGCCGUGGCCCGCUUGGAGGGCCGCGAGUUCGAGUACCUGAUGAAGAAGCGGUCGGUGACUAUCGGGCGGAAUUCGUCGCAGGGCUCCGUAGAUGUGAGCAUGGGCCACUCGAGCUUCAUUUCCCGGCGCCACCUUGAGAUCUUUACCCCCCCAGGCGGUAGCCCGACCCCCGUGGCCUCCAGUGCAGAGGCUCACCCAUCUCAGCCUCAGCCCCUGGUGCAGCAGCCGCCCCCGCCGCCCCCGCCUUCGCAGCGCAGCCCGGCUGAGGACCCCGGCACGGGCGGAGAUUUCUACCUGCGCUGCCUCGGCAAGAACGGCGUCUUCGUGGACGGCGUGUUCCAGAGGCGGGGGGCGCCCCCGCUGCAGCUUCCCCGAUUCUGUCCUCCUUUCUCCGCUGCACCCCUCCUGCCGUGGUUCUCGGGGAGCCCGGAGAGCGGGCAGCCCAGUCUUCGGUCUGGAGCUUAUCCUCCCCCCACCCUUCGAACAGUUGUAAGGACUCCGCAGCUGGACGUAAGGAGCUGCAGCCAUCUCCUGUGCUGCCUGGGAGGGCGCUUUCGGAGUGGUUUGCGUGUUGAUUGCUGCAUGCCUUACAGUCUUCCAGUGACUGGACUUUGCUGUAUAGGCUGCCUUUCCAACCUGCACGUCCAGUUCUCACGUUUCUGUUAUGUCAAGUUUAGUUCUCUGCUGUCAGUCUGUGGACUGGGAACAGCUGCUGCUACUACCGCAGCUGCCUGCAGUGGCUCCCAAGGCCUGCUUCUGGUUUGCUGGGGCCAGGGCCAUGCCGACACAGCCUGUGCUGAAUCGCUCUCCAUUCUCACCCAGGAAUCUAUUUUUCUCAUCUGUAGUGCUGCAAACUCCUGCCCAUCUAGUCCCCGGGGGGCAGGCUCUUCAGGGUACAAAAUGGGUCGUGUACUACCCACUGACCUACAUUUAAUGGCUGAUAAUUCACAGUCAGAAAAUGACAAGGAAGCUUCAGGUGGAGAUAGCCCAAAGGAUGAUUCGAAGCCUCCUUAUUCCUAUGCACAAUUAAUAGUACAAGCAAUUACAAUGGCUCCUGAUAAGCAGCUUACACUAAAUGGAAUUUAUACCCACAUAACUAAAAACUAUCCAUACUACAGGACAGCAGAUAAAGGCUGGCAGAAUUCAAUUCGCCACAAUCUCUCUCUGAAUCGUUAUUUCAUCAAAGUACCACGUUCCCAGGAAGAACCAGGCAAAGGCUCAUUCUGGAGGAUAGACCCUGCCUCUGAAAGCAAAUUAAUAGAGCAGGCUUUUAGGAAAAGAAGGCCUAGGGGAGUACCUUGCUUUAGAACCCCUCUGGGACCGCUCUCUUCUAGAAGUGCUCCAGCUUCUCCUAAUCAUUCUGGAGUGUUGUCUGCUCACUCCAGUGGAGUACAAACUCCUGAGAGUUUGUCAAGGGAAGGUUCUCCAGUACCUAUGGAUCCCGAGCCUAGUGCAAUACAGCCUAAACUAGCAGUAAUACAGGAAGCUCGGUUUGCCCAGAGUGCACCAGGUUCACCUUUGUCUAGCCAGCCAGUUUUAAUUACUGUACAACGGCAGCUACCACAAACUAUUAAACCAGUCACCUACACUGUUGCAACACCUGUGACCACCUCAACAUCCCAGCAACCUGUGGUGCAGACGGUUCAUGUUGUUCAUCAGAUACCAGCUGUAUCAGUCACAAAUGUGACUGGAUUAGCUCCAGCAAACACUUAUACUGUAGCUGGACAAGCAGUGGUCACACAAGCUGCAGUGGUUACCCAGUCCAAGAUAGAACCUCAAGAAAAUGGAGACCACAGAGAAGUAAAAGUUAAAGUAGAACCUAUUCCUGCUAUUAGCCACACUACAAUAGGAGCUGCUAGUCGGAUCAUUCAAACAUCGCAGACCACCCCCUUACAGACAGUUACCAUAGUGCAACAGGCACCUCUAGGUCAACACCAGCUACCAAUAAAAACUGUAACACAAAAUGGGACACAUGUAGUACCAGUCACCACUGCAAUCCAGGGACAGGUCAGCACUGCUGCUGCAAGUCCUUUACAUAUAUUGGCAACCCAUGCGUCAGCAUCAGCAUCACUGCCAACCAAACGUCAGAAUGGUGACCAGUCAGAGCAGCCAGAACUGAAACGUAUCAAAACAGAAGAUGGGGAAAGCAUAGUCAUCGCUGUGAAUGUGGACACACAAUCUUCAGCAGUGAGGGAAAAAAGCAUCCAAAACUAAAAACUUUGAUUUCUUUUCAUAUUUUAAAAAAAAGUUUUUUAAUCAACUCUGUGGUGCCAAAAGGAGACAUUUAACUUAAUACCUAAAAUGUUGGAACACGUUCUCACCCAGUGGGUUAUAUGGGCCCUGUGAUCAGACUGCAAUGUUCAGCACUGAAAAACAAAAAUGAAAACACAGGUGGCCUUAUAACUCAGUAAUUUAAAAACAAAAUUUGAACUAAAAAACACAAACAUCUUGUUCUAAAGGCUGUGACAUCCCCUCCCUACUGAACGAUCUUGUUGCUGCAGAGUUGGGGAGAGCUGCAGCUUUUAAACUUAAAUAAUAAAAAACAAAAACACUUGAUUAUUUUAAGGACUGAGUAUCUCAGUGUAACAACAGCAUGAUAAGCGCUUAGUGUAAACUGUUUCAAAUGAUUGUAUAUUCCUUAAAGGGAACAGAGGCACGGAGCCAUUUCCUCCAUCUUGGCAGCUAGCCUUUCAUAAUGAUCUAGCCAGUGCAGUUGUUGAUAGAUAUGCAGUAUUUUGUUGUUCACAUGUGGAAUUUUUGAAGUGUACUUUCAUUUCUUUGAAAAAUAAUGGGGUCUUUUGACAUUUCAAAUCACUCCAUUUAAACUAUGGAAACUUUGGAAUCACAAUACUUUUCAUGUGCAAUUUAGUUUGGUUAUAAACACAUGCAACACAAAAAAAAGAUUUUUUUUUUAAUUGAUGGAAUGAUUUCCUUCUAUCUGUCCUGUUAAUGUUCAGAUGAAGCUACUUUAUUACAUCUGCAAAUUUUUUUUUAUAUUUUAGCAGUUGCCUGAUAAAUUUAAUCCAAUUUUAUCAAAAUGUGUAGUGAUCAAAUGCUUCUUUGGGCUUGCAUGUAACAGAUUAGAAAUUCCAGUGUAAGUGAGCCAUUAACUGAUGUAAAGAACUGCUAUGAUUUUGACCAGAGCUGCACUUAACCAUUUUUCUUUUUUGCUACCUUUGGCUGUUUGUCACUUUGUGUUGACUUUGAUUGUCCCUGGCAUAUUUUUUCCAGUCUAAGUAAAACAAGUCUCACUUAGUAUCUGUGUAUGUUUAAAAUGACAGAACUAUUCUGCUUCAUUUAGAAAAAAAUAUACAAUCUUUUAUCACAGGUAUCUUAAAAGAAAAGAUCAUGUCAGAGAAAAAUAUUCAAUAUUUUUAAGCUUAAAUAUUCAGCAUUAGGAGGAAUUAAUCUGACCAGUAUGUCAACAAAACUGUUAAUAUUUUAAUUGUCCUUAAUUACCAAAUGUCCUAUGCCCUCCUAUUUGGUAUCUCCAUUAAAGUAGCUGCUAUGGUUUUUGAGCAGAUGCUACAUUAUAAUAAAAGGAUUCCUUUCACAUACAUAUAUAUAUAUAUAUACACACACAUAUAUAUAUACAUAUAUGUAUAAAUUUUAAAUGUGUUCUAUAGUUGAGCAUUUAAACUAUCUUGCUAAUUCUCUAAUUUGCAGCAGGAGAUUCCAAUCUAUCUGUACAUUUUGAAUUCAAAACUAAGGCUGAUUUUUCCUCCCUAAAAGAUUGGAUUAUUUGGAGAAAGAAAUAAAAGAUCAAAGAGUGAGAAAGAAGGAUGAAUUAUCAUACCUCAGCCCACAUGCCUUCCAAAAGGAAAAAGUUUGUGGAUCUCUUGGCAUUUGGUGCCUUAGAGUUGAUUACUGUGGGAGCAGAAGAGACUUUGGCCUUAAUUUUGAAUUUGUUGAAUUGUUUCUGUAAUCAUCAUAACAUCUAUUUAAAUGUAGUUACUUCAGUAUUUAAUUACCUUUUCUUAAAAGAGGAGGGAAAAAAACCCUGUAUUUUCCUGAUGGACUAAAACGGCUCAGAAUGGUAUAUUUAGGCAGUUUUGGAAACUCAUUAUUUACCUGAAGACCAAAUAUGAUAAAUCUGUACCAAGUGUCGUGUCAAUCCACAACAUGGGACUGUCACAAUGUUAUUGCAGACAUGCAUAUUAAAAAUUAUGAAAAAUUACUGCAUACUAGCUGAAUUUAUAACUCAGCCAUUUAAAAAACAGUAAUAAUAAAAAUGAAAUCCAGCAUAUGAAUGAGGCCUUUUUGUGUAACAAGCAGAAAAAUGCAAGUUAACCAAAAGCCAGAAAAGGUGUCUGGCUUAGAUUUGCCUCUUCAAAGCACUUUGUGGAAUACUAUGGUAUGUUGGUCCUUUUUUUAUUUAUUUUACCUUCUUUCACCCAAAAGGUUUACAGUUUGAAGAACAGUCAUCUGAAUGUAGACUUACCACGUUGGAGUAUCAUUCUGGGAAAAUAUCUGUAGCAUUGCACUUAAGCACUGGUGGAACCAUAUACCUAUUUAAUCAUACCAAAAAUGAAGGCAGAUGGAGCCAUCCUGUGAAACACCAGAAUUUGGAAUAUCUAGAUAGAGAACUCUGAAAGAUGAAUCAUAGUUGGGCAUUUUGGAAAGAUUUUAAUCACUUGAAAUUUUUAGUACUGGAAAUAUAUUUCUAGAGCAUACGUUGAGGUUUAUAGCUAUGCCAUCUUAUCAUCUACAUCCACAUCUUCCUAGUAGAGACCCAUUACUUGGGUUUAUAUAUCUUUGAAUUUUUCUGUCUCAGCCUCACAGCUAUGCCUGAGCCUAAUGUACAGACCUGCUUUGGGACUAGAAUGAUUCUUGUAGAGUAUUCCUUAAGGGAUUUUUUAGUUUCUAUACUUUAAACAGAUAAAAGGGGGGAAAAUGUAUUUUAAAAAAUGUUUCUAAAUCUGGGACCAAACAGCUCGUUUUUAAAAUGUGAGGAUUCCAAACCAGCCCUCUCCCCCAUCUUCUGUUUAAUGCUUCACUGAUUAGCUUUGUUCCGUAGGCCUUAUGGGCAUAGUAAGACAGAGUAGAAGAAAACCAUGGGCUAGCAAGCAGCUACUGUAUCCCAUUUUGGGUCCUGUUCACUGUGUUAGCUAUUAAAUUGAGUUGUACAAUAUUCAAAGGUUUAAUACCUGUUUCUUCUAGAUGAUUUCUACGCAGUAACCCUCAAAAUAGACUCUCAAAAUCUUUCAUCUCAUCUUCUAGUCCCACAGAAUGCAACUUCAUACUUCAGAGGAUGCCAUUACUUCACAGGUCUACCACUAAAGCAGAUUCCUAGUUUUACCAAAUGUGCAUUUAAUCAGUUUUCAAUUAGCCAAAUGUAACUAGCCUAUGCAUGUUGGAUCUCAGGAUUACUCUGUCCUGUUACCCAGCAAGUUUCUGAGCUACCUCAGUAUUUAUAAAUUUCAUUUUAAUAUAGUCCUGAGCCUGUAAUUUUGAAAGCAAAUGUGCUAACAAAUUUAACCCCAGGUUAAAUUUGGGUUACCUAUUGCUGCUUUCCAUAUUAACACGGUUAUUAUGAUUGUCAUAUGACAGAACAACAAUGUAUACUGGCUCGCUACUGGCUACUAAGGAGUCAGGAAUUGGAUCCCAGGGACAGCAGAUGGCACAUUUUGCCAUUGUAAUCUCACAUGGGUUGUUACUGCAGUUUUGGUGAACAGAGAGAAUAAAGGUAGUAACCCUGUUUAAGUGGGAGAGGGAAGAACACUCUUGAGUCGUGUACUCAUUUCUGAAUAUUUUAUGUGAGGUAGACGGGGCAGCAAAUUUAAAAAAAAAAUCUACUAGGAAGCUUUAGUAGAAUAUUGUACCCACUAGCAGCCAAUAAAUAGCCUUAGCCCAGAAGGUGGUUGGAAAAGAUGGUGAAGCACUCAAUCAAGAAACACUCAAGAAGCACUCAAUUUCUACUGAUUACCUCUAUGCAAGUCCACAUCCUUUUUUAACUGAUAACUGAGAUUGAAUCCUUGUAGGGCUACCAUGAUUUCAAUCAAUCAGACCUAACUACUAACUAGAUAGCUCAAAGUUAUGUAAAAGAUGACUAAUCUAAAAGAUACCUAAUUUGAGCAUAAUAGUACAUAAUUUAUGCAAGCCAACUUAUACUCAAAAAGACUUUUCUAUAUAUUUUCAAAAGUGAACUUUUGUAUUCCUAAAGUGGUUCAGAUCCAUAGUGCACAAUAAGCUAAGGCUGUGAUUGUUCAGCUGCCUUGUUAGGAUUGUAGAAAAGGACCAGGAUAGAGACUAAUGUUUGUCAAAGCAGUCAACUAAAUCUUUUAGAACAGAUGAAGCUAUUAAUUCAAUGAUAAAGGAUUCAAGGAUAAGAUUUUGUAUUGAAGCUUUUUAGUUUUUGCCCAAACAUCUAACCUUGUAGAUCUUGGCAUUUCAAGUUAUCAGAUCUUCUAAAUAUGUUUGUCUUCUAAGACUGUUUUGGUUUUUUUUGUUUUGUUUUUUUUUUGCUGGCAAAAGACAACAUGGGUUUUGGGCUCAACAGUCUGCCCUUGCUAAUAUGUCCGUGACUUAAUAAUACAGUCUAUGAUCUUAUGUAGUGACAAAGGGUUGUGCAACUUUUCAGGAAAGGUCAUUAAUGUGGUUACAUAUAUAAUACUUGAAGGAGCUAUGAUUUGUCAAAGUAGGUAUUUUUAUUGAUGCAUAUCACAACAACCCCCUUCAACGUAGGUUUUCAUGGGUUGCUGUGGCCAAAAAUAUUCAGACUGUAUUAUCUGAGGACUACUAUAUAUGUAAUAUUGCCUGGGAAAUUAUGUGUAAUAAUCCUAACAGCUUUAUUUGAAGGAAGAUGCCUACUCAUAGGGCCAACAGUGAUAGGGAGGUUGGAAGAGAGGGAGGGACUUGUAUGCCCUAGUUAUGAAGUAAUAUGAAUAGUAAUAGUGCCAAGCAUAGGGAUAUGAAAGGAACCCUUGUGAUAAUUCAAGGUUUAGAUAGUUUAUCACACUUUGUUUAUGUUUAUCAGCAUCGAUCUUAAAGGUUUCACUGUGCUGCUUAUUGUAUCCACUAACUAUUCUAAGCUAUCUCAAUGAUUACAAAUUUCAUUUAACAUUAGCCUAAGCUUAAUGUUAUUUUUAUCAUAUGAUCACUCCUGUCUAUGCCAAUGUUCAUGUUAAUAGCAAUAAAGUAUACCAUAACAUGGGUCACUGGUGAUCCCUAAUCAACCAUACUAAGUGGGAAAUAGCUUACCCAGCCUUCCUUUUGUUCUCAUGACCAAGUGAGGGGCAUAGCAUCUUCCUCUCUACCAAAUACCUUUGCUUUUUUCCAUAUAGCGGGAUAAGUUACCCAUGGAAAAACAAACACCAACAACAAAACUAUCCCUGUAAUUACUGCAAAAUGAUCUUGGCCUAGGACUCCAAGAGAACCAUAAAUACCACAAGGUUCAAAGGACUUAGAGCUAUUUAGCUCUAGGGAAGGGGAAAGAUCUGAGUUGUUCUUACUAACUAGAAUGGUACUGGAAAUAUCUCCUUUCCUUCAGGGAUGUUAUUUGUAUUCUUUUUAACUAGAUUUCACUUGUGCAGAUGAAAGGGACUACUGUAAAUAAGCUAUAUUAUUUUCAGCAUAUAAACUAAAAGAGGGCAGAGAGCACUGUGCUAGGUAUUAGAGAUAACAAAUUUAAAUAAGAUAUAGCCCCUGCCUAAAUGGAGUGUAAACUAAUGGUAAAAUUAAUAGUAAAACUAAUAAAAUGAAUGCAACCUUU
Vombatus ursinus (common wombat) is the source of this 7935-nucleotide messenger RNA. It is a transcript of the gene FOXK2, whose product is annotated as forkhead box K2. The transcript has 12 exons. Gene Ontology annotation, biological process: regulation of transcription by RNA polymerase II. The coding region runs from base 108 to 2438 and encodes 776 amino acids. Gene Ontology annotation, molecular function: protein binding; DNA-binding transcription factor activity, RNA polymerase II-specific; RNA polymerase II cis-regulatory region sequence-specific DNA binding. The record is from RefSeq and is a predicted model, not a curated record. NCBI's taxonomy places the organism in Eukaryota, Metazoa, Chordata, Mammalia, Diprotodontia, Vombatidae.